AUGGCGAUCAACACGAUGCCCAGCUACAACCAGACACCGCUCUACGCCCCGAACGUCCACGUCCAGGCAGCGAAGUUGCCGGGCUACGCCGUCCCCACUAAGGCCCACGAGUACGCUGAAUACACGCCUGCGUUUGUGCAGAUCCCGUGGCAGGCCCAGCACGCACAGCAGCAGGCACAACGGAGCCAUACCCCGCAUUAUACCCCAGCAGAGUUCCAUCAAUCCACACACCCCGUCCAGCAGCAACAGCUGUUCCAGAACUACCUGCUCAACAGCACCAGGGCCUCUCCCGUGCCCGCCGUGCCCGCUGCCUACAUCCAGCACACUCACUCCCUCUCCCAUUCACACUCCCCGAUCUCUGCAUACAGCUCCAGCGCAAACUCGUCCUUCAGCUCGACGGCGACCACGCCGCCGCUCUGUAGCACCACCGUCUUCCCCAUCCGCAAACCAGCAUUCCAACCCCUCCCGCCAAGCAGCAAACCCGAGGAGCUCGACAGACGCCAGCUCCAACUCAAGCUCAAGCUCAAGGACCCCUUUGUGGCACCCUUCCCAUCUCGCUCAUCGUCGGCAAUAUCCACUCCCGUCUCUGCUCCCUCCUCCGCGUGCUCUGCCACAUUCUCCGCUGGCUCCUUGGCAGGCUCCGCUGGCAUUGGCAAAAUCGUCAAACCGAAAAAUAGGUCUGGGUUGCAAAAGCAGACUGGCUCAGCCAAACAGUUCAAACGACCUACCUCUGCGUCUGCCUCUUCUCUCGUUCCCGCUCCUACUCCAACUCCUUCCAGUGCGCAUGCGCCACUCUCGCAGUCUGCUGCAAACAAACAGUCGGAAAUAUCUCCAGACAUGUACGUCCCUGCGGACCCCUCGUUGGACAUUUCCGGUUUCACCGAGGAAGACAUCAUUAUCCUGAAAAACCUCCUGUCUUUUGCGGAAAUCCACAAAUGGAAGUACAUUUCCAACAAACUGUCGAAAACCAGAUCCAAAAAGCUCAAUGCCGAGUAUUGUAUUACUAAGUUUCACGCCAUGUAUGGUCUACCUUUCAGCCCUAAAAACUCUCUGCUACAUUCAAACUAUUUCCUUAAAAUAGACAAGGAGAGAAAGCCCGAAGAGGAAAGUUUCGAGGGCAUUCUCGGUUCCUCCAUCCCGUACAUUGUGUCCAAAGAUGGCUGGAACCUGAUCGAUGCAUGA
This is a messenger RNA of Pichia membranifaciens NRRL Y-2026, 1182 nucleotides long. RefSeq lists its product as hypothetical. The transcript has a single exon. Lineage: Eukaryota; Fungi; Ascomycota; Pichiomycetes; Pichiales; Pichiaceae. The coding region runs from base 1 to 1182 and encodes 393 amino acids. The record is from RefSeq and is a predicted model, not a curated record.